Cinara cedri is the source of this 19977-nucleotide messenger RNA. The record is from the annotation of a GenBank genome assembly. Lineage: Eukaryota; Metazoa; Arthropoda; Insecta; Hemiptera; Aphididae.
GGCACGCGACAUUCGCCGUCGCGCAGUCAGCAUCUCAUCGAAGACACGACUGUGCAACGCGCGCGCAACACUCUCCUGUACGUUAUCGGUAACGAUUGUAAACACGACAAUAAUAAUAGUGACAACGACGACGAUAAUAAUAACACUGUACGCCGCGUCUCUCUGUCCGCGUGCGUCCCGUUUCGGCCGCGAGUGUUUUUUUUUUUCUUUUUUUUUUUCAUAUUCUUCAAAUAAUAAAUUGUAAUUCGCGAGACGGCUCUGCUGCUCUCGGCGUGCUCGUACUCAACACAGUCGUGUACGCGUACAACGCUGCGCGUAUUAUUAUUGUUGUUGUCCGCUUUUACUCGGCCAGUACGUUUUAUACGGGCGCGCCGGCCGCAGUCGUCGUCAACGCAAAGCCGCGUCCGCAUCGCGUCCCGUCCCGAUCUGUUCUCCCUCGACGCCCGGCCGCGUUCGGUAUUUCCGCGCGUUCCGACGCGCGCGCCCCUGACCACCGCCGCCGACCCGAGUGCGGCGCGCGACCGGACGCCCCGAACCACCCCGAACGCAAGUCGCCGAUGAUACCUGUUGCCGCGCGCCGGGUACCUCGGAACUCCGAAGGGUCAUGAAAAAUUCGUUCAAGUCGUUAUGGAACACCUGGCAAUGGGGAUGCGGCAGAACCGUGAGUGUUUUUUUUUUUAUUUUUAUUUUUUUUUUUUUCUACUUCUUCAUCUUUCUCGCACCUCUCGUGCGCGUUGUACGCGUUCUUUUUCCGCCCGAUCCCUCCCCUACGCCCCACCCCACCCGCGAAAACCGACCGGAUCACACGGUACGUUUCGCGCUCCGACCGCACUUGUCCCCGGUUCGGGAAAGUUCCGUUCGCGUUUGAUUGCCCGGUUUAUCGCGUACGAUGGACACUCGCGUUAUUCGCGGCUGCGCGAGUGUGCGUCGUGUUGGCCGCGACCGGACCCCGGGUCCCGGACCCCGGCGUUCUCAACGCGGCCGGUACACAAUUCGGGUGCCCGUGAAUUUCGGAUGCUGUAAACUGACUUUACAAUACCAGAUUUAUUUGUGUUUUAUUUGUCCGACUUAUUAACUAUAAUACGGCACUAUUAACGCGGGACCCGGCUAGAGUAGAUUUUUGAACGCGGGACACGACUUGGACGCGUCGGUCGCGUUCAAGGAGGUUUUCGGUAUUUUUGGAAAUUUACGUUUUUUUCCCCGUUCGAUACAGCGUUGUACGAUAAUACACGAUAUCGCGGCCGGCAAAAUCGGCAUCCCCGGUCCGUUUGCGGAGUGCGUGCAACAGAAACAGACAAACGGACAUUAUUCGCACGACGGAUGGGCCCCACUUUUGUGCGCGAGAAGUCAGGAAGGUAGAGAGGAAAUUUAAUGUGCAUACGUACGCAACGGCUAAUCGUCGCUAACGAAAAACGAUUCUGAGCGGGGUGAGUUACGCGCGUUAUUUUCCCCGUUUAUUAUCAAAACUGCUGGGAAAAUCGCAGAAUGACUCGAAAGUAACGCUCCAGUCAGAUUUGCUUCUAGCAAAAAUGCCACGCUUGAAAAUCGAUCAGAAAUUAAUGAAAAUAAAUAAUAAACAUUGUUUUUAAGUUUGCCGAGCACGUUAUCUGUUGAAAUUCUUAACUUUACCCGAGUAACGUAAAAUCGGACGAUUUAAGACGAACACUUGGAAAAUCGUGAUUUCACGGACCGUUGCAACUAUGCAUAUUAAAAAUGUUGUUUAGUUUACCGCGAAAAAGUCAAAAUUCCACUCGGGAAGUAUUUUGCGCGAUUCAAUCCGUAUACAAUACGAUUGCACGUGUAUUUGUCUCCGACAAAACUGUUGGAGACAUCGCGAAUUAUCACGUGCAUUGCCGACAAACGAUACGAAUAACGGGCCAAUAACAAUAACAUGUACCUACGUACAGAUCGAAACCGUCGUUAUCAAAACGAAUAACGUUAAUUGUGAUAGGGAAAAACUGCCGAUGAAUUAUUACACUCACGUUGAAAACUCGUAAUAAUAAUAAUAAUAAUAAUACGAAUAUUAUUUUAACAAUAUUGCGCUUAUAAUAAGUACCGACACACACCUAUAUGCGUCUUAUCGGAUACCUGUAAUUUAUCGAGCUAAUAAUACAAGUAAAAAAAAACAAAAAACAAAACAAAAAACAAACGAUUAAAAUAAAUUUCGCGUGUAUAUUACGCGCAUAUAGAUUUUCAUACAUAAUCAAUAACUAUAAUUAUUAGAUAUAUUAUAAAGGUAGAUUCCUAUAUACGCUGUACCCGUUAUAAUCAGAAAACUCUUAUCGCGGGCGUAGGUCUCGCAAUUUUAAUAAGUAUACCGGUAGUUUUCAAUAAAAAAGUAUGUAUACGUUAUAUUACAAAACGCCAGGGUAUUUUUGUUAUUUUUCUGUAGUCUGUAUAUAUAUAUACAAUAUACAAUAUAAUGAACAAACGCAACGCUGCAAACAAAUCGUUUGCCCAUACACGAAGAAUGUUAAAAAUUUCUCGGGGUUAGGUACCAACAAUAAAAAGCAAAAAUACAUGAAAAAUUUUAUCGUUUUUCAUAUAAAAAAAAAAAAAAAAAACACAAUAACGUUAUAAAUGGGUAAUUCGCAUUAAUUAUACUUCGGACUUGAGUUCGUAUUUUUAAUCAAACAAUCGGUACAAUCUAUGAAAUACAUGAAACGAGUUUGAUUUUUUUCUAGAAAGUAUAUUAUUAUUAUAUGCAAGCAAAUCGUCGUUUUUUUUUUUAGAGAAAAUUAUCAAUCAAAUAGUUUCCCGAUUUUCUAAUUUACUUGGACCGGUGGCGUGCGUACGGGUACCUGAGAGUGUUUCCGGAUAAAUCCCUAAAGAGACAAAAAAAAAAAAAUCGUACACUAAUAAUUAAUGAAAAUUAUUAUAAUCUUUGAUGAAACGUUGAAAUAAUAAUACUAAGAAGGUAGUAUAUUUCUCGUGUAUGAAUCUAUGAUCGAAUUGUUGGAUUUGAUAUUCGAUCACGGGUAUUAAAAUGGUAACGGUAUAACGGAAACGAUUAUAAAUGUACGAUUAUAUAGGCUAUUAUUAAGGUACUGUAGUUUUUUAGAUACGAUUGUAAAAAAAAUAUGACAUAUUGUCAAUAUUGGCGGGAAUAAAAUCAGUCCAGACACGUUAUUUAGCUAAUUUUUGCGGGCAUUUUAAUUUUAAAUAACACGAUAAGUAUAUUUCGCACUAAGCAAUCACAAUAUCAUACCAUUUUUAUAGGGAAAAACAUGAAUAUUUGCAGAGACGUAUUUGCAUUUUUAGCGCCCUUUCACAAGAUCACUUCACAUUUUGUUCUAUACACUUUGCGCUGCAAAACACAUUAUUUGUUGGCCCUGCUGAAUGAGUGUAAACUGUGGGAUGAGGUCGAUUUUCGGUGAUGGCGGUUUAAAUCCGUCCCAAUAAGAAAAUCGAAUGUACGCCACCGACCCAAACGUAGUCGAUGUGUAGAGAAGAAAAGUUAAACGCAUAUAAUAAUAAUCUUUGCGCAAGUUCGUAUACUGCAACCAAAAAAACGUAUCUGUAUCGAGUGUCGGUAUCUGAAAUACUCUCAUACGAUAAAAACUUUAUCAGUAAAUUAUAGUCACAUUUAUGCAUCGAAUGAACACUGAACUUAAAAUUUAUAAUGUAUAGAUUAAAAGACGUAUAUCAGUAAUGUUUAACGAUUUAAUGAUUUGUCUACUUUGUAAAAUCAAUAUUGUUUAUCAUUUCCCGCAAUUGACAUGUAUAAUAUAAGUGAAAUUAUUUUAAUCCGGAAAACAGAAUCAUAAAAACAAAAGAAAAUAAUCGAGAAGAUCAAUGGAAACACUCGUGUAACGCGUGCCAGAUAGAACUGAACGCAAAUAGUAAUGCCUUUAUUUUCUUUUUAUUAAAAAUUCGAUUUUUGUACGUCAAAAAUUCUGAAAUAUAAUCAAGAACCCAUACUCGUACAUAACCUAAUCCGACAAUAUCUGAAAUCUAAAGGAUUAAAAUUUGCCUCGGAGUCGACCCGUCAAUAUGCUUUAGUAUUUCGGAUUUACAGACAAACAAACAAAUCAGUAGGCACGAAAACAAAUAAUAGACAUCCACUCAUAAUUGACAAAUUAACGACUUUCUAUAUGUUAUACGAUAAUUUUUUUGUUUGAAUGUCAAUGUAAAAUUGUAUUAUUUAUGCACAUAAAAAUGAUGUAACACAAUUAUUAUUGUAUGAGUAACGAUUUAAUGAUUAGCAAACAAUGUUAGGAAUUACGUUUAUUUUCCAAAAUAAGUUAUCAUUUUCAACAGGUGUAUCCACAACGUUCUAAUAUUAUUAAUUAUAGUUACAAGACGUGAUAUAUUUUCAGCAGUCAACGCCUAUUUUUAUACAAUAUGCCUCUAAUGGUUAACGGCCGAAUUUGUUUCUGAAAGAAGUAUACUAAAAUCGGUACAUUUGGCAAAAAAAAAAAAAAAAGUGAAAGCCAAAAGAAAAAGAAGAGUUUUUUUUUUCCGUAGACAAAUUAUAAUAACUUCGUAUUUUUGCCGUAAUUAUUUCGAGAAAUUCUUUUUAUUUCCUAUUCUUCGCAAUAUAAUACGUCAGACGUGGUAAUAUAUAUAUAUAAAAAAACAAAGAAAGAAAAUCGGUGUCACCCAGUUUCUCAAAUAUAUUACCUAUAAGUUUGAAACGUCCACCGUAACUGUUUGUUUAUUUCAAGUGUUUUUGUGCUUGUUUUUCACUUGGCGCGACAAUACCCGGAAUCGCUAAAACUUACGAGCGUACCGUGCUUAAUGACUAUGAUUACUCACCGAAAAACUCAAACAUACCGUAUUUACGCGCCGGUCGAUGGAUUUGAUGUACCAUUUUAUCGUACGUACACGCGCACGUUGUACGUAAAUACCACGGGUGAGUAUAUUCGUACAACAGACAUUCGCGCAGAUUGCUUUUCUAACGGGACGACGCGCAAGCGAGUGCCCGUAUUGUAUUAUGCAGACAACGAAACGAAACGGCGCGUUAUAUGUUUGACAUUCCGACAGCAAUAGGCAAUAACUACAACACCGCUUGAUAGGUUACCGGUGAUCGGUUUAUAGACCGUACAAUGUACGUAAUUAUCGUACGUCGUCAAACGGAUGCACAUUAUGUACAUCACACGAUGUAUUAUCAUGUUUUCAGAAUAUUUUCAAUCCGUCGUGUAAUCGGGUUUUGAACUCGCCGGUCCGAUCAACAAAAACUGUAAUUUGUUUUUUUUUUUUUUUUUUGGUACAUUAAUCAAAAAAAAAGUUGCAUACAUGCCUGUUGUACCCGAGUGCGUUGGUCCAAAAACCAAAUUUCACAAUUAAAAUCCUCGUUUUUUUCAUAUUAUUCACGGUUAAUCGCAGUUUAUUGUGCUUAGAAAAAUAUUCGAUCAAUAUCAUUUUCGUUUUUUCAAUAAAAUGGUUCGGUCAGGUAUCGGUUCUGAGCAAAGCGAGUGAACUCGCCGGUCCGAUCAACAAAAACUGUAAUUUGUUUUUUUUUUUUUUUUUUUUUUUUUUUUUUUUGUCAACAACAAAACUCUUGUUCCAAUUUCGAUUCGGAUUUUACUAUCAUGGAACUUGCUAUUUAUAAUAUAGUUGAUUACGUCGUGGUUGAUUUUUGUUCACUUCCGGGUUACCUCGAUAACAAAGUGAAAAAAAAAUAUAACUCUACCCAGAAUCGUUUUUCGUUAGCGAUUAUCAUUGGCAUAAAUACAAAUAUAAAUUAAACGACACAAUACGCACAAGUGGCCAAGGUAUAUUAUCCUCCAUCCGUUCCGACUUCCCUCCUAAAAAAAAAAAUGGCACGCCCGUCUCGGAAUUUCAUGUCUGAAAUUGAACGAAAAUCUGUUUUCGAAAAAAACUAGACGGAAAUAUCGUAAUGUCGCAGUAACGGCAUUGACCUUAUCACCAGCACAUACGCGCGUACGCGAUUGCGUAAAAUAAACAUUAUUAAAACAUUAUAAUAGUAUACAAGUAAUAUAAUUAUAUUUUUUUUAUAAGCGCGUAUUGUGUUUUUAUGUCCCUCUCACAUCUUCUGUAUUAAUAAAUAGGAGGUAGUGUACUUGGCACCGAAAAUUUCCACUUGGAAUCGCUGUUUAAAUUUUCUCCGACAACUCGAAGUGAAGAUUGCUGAAAUGUUUUUUUUUUUUUUUUUUUUGUGAACUUUAUGGUGCCAGUUUCACGUACCCGAAGUGUUUGUUUCGGUAAUUGCGCUUUUUUCGCCUGAAUCGAACGCGCUCGGGCCGAAUAAAAUUUCAAAACGUUCACCUUUUUCCUUCCCCUCAUUCGCAGGCUUACGACCGACAAUGAUUUUCAAAUUAGAAAAACCGCACAGUCGCUAUUUUUCUUUUAGACAGUGCUGCGUUUCUAUACUAUUAUAAACUUUUAAAUUCAACGUACGUCAUAUACGUUCUACAGAAAACUAUUUUGUUAAAUAAUUCGACAAGUUCGAGAAACGGUUUUUAAAAUAACUGAUUUUUAACCGCGGCAAUGAUUAAAUCGUAAGCAGAAAAAGAAAUGACCGAAUUUUCAAAACUUUUACAUAAAGUUUAUUUUUUCGAAAUUAUGGGCAAUUUUCUUGACCCGAGGGCCGUUGUCUUUUUAUUUCAUAUUUUUUAUCCCAAAUGCAUUUUGACUUAUGCGAUUCGUCCUUAUCCUUGGACUUAUAAACGAGGUGUGCACCUCAAAGCCGGAUUCCCAAAAUUCGUUCCCUAAAUGGUGGCUAAAUAAAAAAAAAAAAACUGAAGUUUUGAUAUUUUUGGUAAGAAAUUUUAGUUUUUUGCUUUGUCGGUUACCUAUUAGCGACGCGGACGAAAUCAGGAAAAAGAAACAGUUUCAUUAGUUGUUAAUUCAGUUUCACGGGGAAGGAAGUAUCGGCGACGAUGGUUAAAUUUAACGUAAUAGGACUUCUGUACGGUCAAAAACCGAGGGAAUUCAGUUGGGCAAGACAUAAUAAUAAAAUAAUGCUAGUUGGAAUUUUACUAGUAACAAGUAGGGACGUAAAAAAAGAAAACGACUAUCGAACGUCAUCGAACGCGUAAUGUGUUUCGACUCUCGGCAUUUCAGACUUUGUAUUAGACGAUUGUUUGUUUGAUUUUAUUUUUACGUCCACUCGGUUUCGAUUAAAUCAACGAAUUCGACAAAUACCAAAGAUUAUAGGUAUGUACAUUAGAUACCCAAUGUUUUUAAUGUCGACGAGACAAAGGUUACAGAGAUUAUAUUUUGUUACUUAUAAUUCGUGCGAGACGACGUACGGCUUAUUAGAUUAACAUUGCGUUUCGUAUCGACGAGUUUUAGAUUCUGAGCGGGGCGAGUAAUGCAUCGGUUUUACAACGAUGUUUAUUAUUAGUAUUUUUUUUAAUCUGAGGAUAAUUUUUCUACCGGCAAAUUUCGCUCAGAUUUUGAAGUGUAACGCUUUUACCGAAAAUAAAUUUGACUGCGGUGGUUAUUUAAAAAAGUCAUUUUUCGAUUUUCCCAGCUGUUUUCAUAAUAAACGGGAAAACAUGGAAAACGGAAAAAUCGGUACAACAUAAAAGAAAUAUUAUUAAAGAAAAACAUAUAAAGCCUAUUUAAUUAUUUCACUAUAUAUGUGUAUUGUUGACAAGGCAUCACUAUCAACUCAACUCCGCUCAGAAUCGUUUUUCCGUUAGCGACGGCAAAUCGUUGCGUAUAUGCGGAUAUACAUUAAAUUUCUCCUCUUCUACCUUCCCAACUUCUCACCUACAACAGUGGCCCGCCCAUUAUGCGAAGUAUAUCCGUAUUUUUAAUUUAAUCUUUUAUUAUUAUUCCAAAACGUAUUUCGGGUUCUAAACCUGUUUUCCGUCAUCGCGAAUGCACGGAGCUUAAUGCACGUGCUGCAAUCGCCGCAGAGUGACACUGCGGGUGCGCUACACGGGGUAAAGGAAACUAGAAAACGUUUCGAGAUAAGUGCUUAGACAUGCCGCCGUGUACUUAUCGCCGCGUCCUUGUGCAAUUUUAUACGAUUACGAUAUUUAAGCGCGUAAUAUUAUUAUUAUUAUUAUUAUUAUUAUUAUCCUUCGAGAUAUUGUUUUACCGGAUGUGAGACGCGCGUGAUAUUGAUGCGGUAAAAAAAAAAAAUUUAAAAAACUGCGUCUGGUAUUUAGUGCGGGUAUGCCCGCUGUAUAUUGGAUUAUUACGCGCCGCGCAGGAUUCGGACGCUGGUGGGAAAAGAGAGCUUUUUUUAUUUUUUUUCUGUGAACGAAAGAUAAUUGCGAGCGAACGCGUAUGUAUUAUAAAAGCGUGUAUUUAUUUAACGUGAUUUACGAUAAAUAAAAAAAAAUAAAUAAAAAUAGGUACCUCUAACGCGGAGGAAAAAAACCUUCGUCCUAAUUUUUUCGCGCUCGACUUUAUAACGCGGUCGUUAUAUAAUUCAAAAUUUUGUGCGUAGGACUAUAAUACACACACGCGGUCGUAAAAAAAAAAAAAAAAACGAUGAGUAGUGUUGACAAGUCCGUGACCCAUAUUUUCGUUUUACUUUUCAUACUUUACAUAUUAUCUCGUCCAGCGCGCAAAACCGCGAACAACAAUAUUCACCACGCGAAUUUCGGAAUAAAAAACGAAAAAGCCAGGAGGGUUUACGACCCCUCGGAAGCGCACGGGUCGAGUCCGAUUCAGACGCACUUGGCCGUGUAAAUUGUGUUGAUUCACACCGUCACCGAAAAAAAAAAAAAAAAAAAAUCCGCAUAAAUAUACUCGAAGAAAACGAUUCUGUUCGAUUUUAACGAAACUAUAAAAUAUUAUCACACGCGGUGCGUUGCUAUUCUGCGGAAAACUAAAACCUGUGUGCUAAAUCUAUGGGUAAUGUUUUUGUUUGUUUGUUUUUAAAUCGUUAACUCGUACAAUUCGACGAAAAGCGAAACAAAUUAAAUGGCGAAAAACUCGUCGUGCAUGCACGUGAAACCCGAGUUCUUAUACGAAAUGUAAACGUUUUAAAAACGGCGGAAAAAACCGACUGAUUUAGCCGACGGCGGAAAAAAAAAACAAUAAUAAUCCUAACCAAUACGCCCGCGCGUACUAAGGAAAACGUUUAAAACGAUUAAAAUACGUUUUAGAAAAAAAAAAAAAAAAAAAAAACCCGCGAGUCAUAAAAUAAUUCGGCCGCUAUACGCUCAUCGUUAAUUCUGAAAUUGAUAUAAUUUGGUUAGGUUAUAGCGCGGCCGCGACACGGCGGUUAAGUGGAUUCCACUUGCGCGCGUUAAGUUCGGACACGCCGCGCGCAGUGCGUGUGACUCAAUCAAUCACGUCGGGGCGUGCUGCGCGUACUAAGGAAAACGUUUAAAACGAUUAAAAUACGUUUUAGAAAAAAAAAAAAAAAAAAAAAAAAAAAAAAAGUGUCUUAUGGCAGCGGAUUGACUCAUAAAUCGCCAAGGUUCAAGGCGUCCGAAAAGGAAACGCGCUCGGGUUUUAACAAUUUAACACCGUGUCAGAGCGUCGUCCUUCGGUGAACCCCGUGCGGACGACGGUGCCUCGCAGAAUAUUCGCGAUCGUGUUAUUACCAUUAUUACCAUUAUUACCAUUAUUGCCAUUAUUAUUAUUAUUGUUGUUGUUGUUGUCGUGCUGCUGACCGUCCGGCGCACUGUCGGCGGCGGCUGUUCAAUUGAAACCAUUAAGUCGUCAUCCGUUACGGACUGAAUUUACGUACAACGCGACGGGAAGAGAAAAAUUAAAUAAAACUGCGCCCUGAACCGUCUCUAAAACAAAUGCGUUUUCGUUUUGCAGAUCAUGUCCGCCGUGGCUGCCCACGUCAAUUCGAUAUCCGUGGGCAUGUGCCAGGGGUUCUCGGCGGUGCUCCUGCCGCAGCUCCUCGACUCCAACAGCUCGAUCUUCGUGGAUAGCGCCGAAGCGUCGUGGAUAGGUGAGUAACGGUGUCCGCGUCCAAACGACGACCCCAUCCCCGUCCCCCGGGGGCAUUUUUCGUUCGGGGCUGAACGUCGAUACUUUCGCGUGCGUCUUGUAAGGCGUAAUUUCCCCUACAAACAGCGCACGAUCAUCGCUAUCAGCGGCGCGCAGCGGCGUCACCGAGGCUCGUGCCGUACGAAGCGAUUUCCGCAGUAAAAACGACCGGUGAAACCCCGUGCCGGGAAAAGCGGAAACUGAAAACUAUCGCCGCUCGCGUACUUCGGCUUUUUCGUCGACGAAUCGCAAUACCCGUCCACGCCGCCACUACGGUAACGGCGGAGGCGCAUUUUAUGUUUGGUGACUUAAACCCGACCGGUGCCCAGGGCGGGGCCUGCUCUAAAAUGCCCCGGCCCCCGCGAUCGGCCCGCCAUACACAUUCGGUAUUUAUAACGGGCAUUGUUGGGCAUUUGAAUAUCAAACGUUAUAACACGUCUGGUGUUGCGGUCGGGUAUUUGAUAGUUUUUAAAUUUCGGAAAUUCGCGGCGCCGCCAAUUUCUGAUGGCUGUUACGUUACGCGCGAUUGGAAAUGAAGUUGUUUUAUAUUUAUUUAUGUUUUUCUCGUCGAAAUUCGAUACCGAUAAACGAUAGGUUUUUUUGAACAUCGCAAUGCGCGGUUCGUCCGUCGUUACGUCACAUAAAUUCAGAAUUCAAAAUCGCAUUGAUCUCAUUACACGGCCACGCCGUCGUCGGAACAAGUGAAAAUGAAUUUUGACUGUCUCUCGUUAUUGUCGGUGUGUUCUCUUUUUUUUUCUCUCUCUUUUUUUUUUACCCCGCGUGUGCGUCUAACGAACCGCGUUUAAUCGGGGAACGAUUGUUUGGUAAACAAAUAGCGUCGGACGGCAUACGCGCACCGCGCCCCGAUAAAACGCCCGCCGAUGCCGCCGAAUUCGCGAUCGUGCGCGCGUGUUUUUCAACGCUUCCGCGAAAACCCGAACGGCGCACGAAAUCCCCGCGAGGAGUACAAACGCCAACGUAUCGCACCGACAAGGGGGGGGGGGACGCCGGACCGGGCACGCGCUACGGCGACCCGUCGCUUGUUGCCGUCCCGGGACAUUCGUCCGACGCGUUUUCGGUAAACAGUGCGGCCCCCUCACCGCGAAAAUUCGCGUCGCCCUGCGCGGUUCGCGCCGGCGCUUCUCGACACGUUUUUCUACCGUCGCGACGCCCCAAAAUGAAUGUUCCGGUAUCCUGAACGGCCCUUGAGUGCGCGCGUAUUUUGUGCGCGGCGGCCCGGUAGCUCUGUACUCUCGGCGGCCCUAAACAACCGGUCGGCCGCGACCACCUCCCCCCACCACCCCAAAGUUUGAGAAACGCCGGUUCACGCCGCGCACAGAGCGCAGUGUAUCGCGGCGCGCGCUCGACUUUGCCCCGCGGUCGAGCGUACACUCCGCCGCGCGAUUUUUUUUUUUUCGUCUUAUCUCUCGCGUACGGCGACGGGGGCGAAGGUACGAAACAGUCGACUGUUCUUCGAGUGUACCGGCUCGCGUAUGUUAUACGGGUGGGUACAGAGCGUUCGGCGCGUGCACCGCCGUAAGAGGCCGACGCGUCAACGACGAACAACGCGUAUCGUUAACGACGCCGGCGACGCGCGCAACAACAACGACAACCUGCGGGUUAGCGAAUGCGACAAAGAAAAAAAAAUAAAUAAAUAAAUACAUAAAAACCCGACCGGUUUUGAAAAAAAUGUCCCGUAACGAUUAUCGUUGUUAUAGCCGCGACCGUAACAUACCGGUCGAUCAAUGUUAACGAUAAUAAUUGUUCGCGGGACCGUGGGUUUGGCCGCGUUCGGUUCGUACUUGGUGCGCGUGUUUCAAUAACGAUCGAAACGAUCCCGUUUCGGGAUUAGCGCGCGUGCGGCGGCCCGCGGCGAACGGUCUCCGGAGAUUCGCGCGACGCGUAAAAAGAUUUGAAAAAAAAAAAAAACCGCCGAAAAUGCCAAUAAGGAAACGAUUUGUCCGGUGGGCGUCCGGCCAAUCACUCGACUGUAGAGCAGAAAAAAAAAAAAAAAAAAAAAAAAACCGUAUUCUCGCCCAUUAUAUGCAUAUAGACGUACCCGAGUGCUGCGAUAUUGUGCGUAUUAUUACACCGUGCGGUGCGAUACGUUUUUUUUUUUUUUUUUUUUUACUUUCGCUCUGUAAACCGCAGACCAUAACAAGUGUAUGAUAAUAAUAUCGUACGGGCACAAUAAUUUCAAUCAUUAAGAGCAAUGCCAUUGUAUAAUAAAAAAAUAUUACGCGUGCACAUAUACGUAUAUAAUGUGAAUAAUACCUUAUCCCGGGUUCGAGGUGUCUCCAGGUUGCGGUCAAGGUUAUCCGGUAUGAAAAUAUAAUAUAAACGCGUUCGAUAACAAUCGCGAGCGGCCGCGCAAUAAAUAUAAUAUUUUCGCGAAACGGCGGAGUAAGACGGGAAAAAAAAUGAAAGUUUCUGCCCGCGCGUCUCGGCCGCGGCUCUGAUCGCUCGCGAUCGCGUCGUGCGAUUGGUCGCCGCCUCAAAUGACACAUGAUUGACGUGCCCGGUGGUCGGCCAAUCGCCGUAACCCAUUCUGAUGAUAAUUCGAUAUUCCGACCGAAUUCCCCGCGUCUCGUUUUUCAAUUUAUUUCUCGCCCAUUUUCGUAAACUUUCGCGCGCGCCGAAAAACCCGUAAAACAAAAUCACUCGUUACCCGGCCGCCGCGUUUCGCGCCCGCGCGCACGACAGUAAUUUCGUUAUUGCGCGUUUCGCGUAUUGCUCAUUAAGAUACACAAUAACGAUAAGAAUAAUGAUAAUAAUAACAGCGAUAAUAAUAAUAUUUGUACGCGUACGCGUAUAACAAGUACAAUUAAAAAUAAUUUUAGAUAUUACACCAUAAUUAUUUUGAUCGGGUACAUGUGUACCGACAUAGCGGGUACCAAAAUUGUAUGUUUUCGUUCACAGUGUUUUUCUGUUGUUGUUGUUGUUUGUUUUUUUUUUUUCAACGUACAUAAAAAAAACGUUACUUAAACGCGCCGUACCCGGUGUCCGUGCCCAAUCUGUUAUUAUUGCAUGAAUAUCGUAAAAAUAUUAAUCCGCGGCGAUACAAUAAUAAUAAUAAUAACGAAAAAUAUUGUAUACACGGUUCCGAGUCGAAAUGUCUCUCAAUACGGAGAGAUAAAAUGAAAUCUGUAGUCGAAAAAUAUCUCCGAUGGAAAUAUCCUACGGAACACACGCCUGUUGAAAACGAAAACAAAAAUCUCUACGAUUACCAAAUCAAUAACGCUCGCGAUAAUAUUAUGUUUUCUGGUGAACGCGUUAGUACAGAAAAACAAAACAAAACGAAACGAAACGAAACAAAACCGAUACGACGGCUACUUGAACACGUUAUUGCAGUCAACGCGACGGGAAUAUUGCGCCGAAGUUUUGAUUGUUUAUAGGACUGUUCAACACCCGACACUCGGUGUUUAUUUCCGUUUGGUUUUAUAACAAUUGCAAUAUCGCCCGUGUUCGACUAUGUCGUGUACAAUGCGGAAAUACUGUCGAGAUGUUACGUUUUCCAUCGGAACACACUGCGCACGUACAGUAAACGUUUUUUUUUUUUUUUUUUUCCGUUGCGGUACAAAGAUAUUCCGACAAACCGGUUCGACAAUUGUGUUCGGAAAUGUCCACGGUGAUGAGCGUUGGCGAUCGCACACGCGCAGUACACAAUCGCGUUGCUCAGACUUGAAACGCGGUGUGCCGCGUUCCCGUCGCUCGCGUACGCGGUGGAAUACGUCGUCGCGCGCGAGGAUGCGAGUACUAUGAAAAUGCCGACGUUCAUGUUGUUCGUCGAAAAACGUAGAAGCCGAAAAAUAAUAACAAAAAGAGAGACAGAGUGAGAUGCCGUACAGGGGAUGUUUUCGCGGAGAUAUUCCGAUCGGUCGCCAACACGCGGGUCGCCCCGCGGUACCGACGUAGCCGGGGCUAUGUCCGAAUUCGUCGUUCCCGUUUGGAAAAAAAAAAAAAAAAAAGGCCAUUUUACGUAGGUCGGCCGAAUCGGUUCCCGUUUAAACUCGUGGUGUGUCCGCUGUACGGGUCGAAUCAGUUCCCGCCCCGUUCGCAGCGAGUUUCUCAGACAAAUACGCACAUUUCCCUCGUCAUUCCGCGCAGGCUCAGCGCCGACGACUUGGAAUUGAUUAACGGUUGUUUUUUUUUUUUACCAAAAAACGUUUCGAUAUUUUGUAUUUGGUGCGCUGUACGCAAAAGUUAAAUAAAAGUUUAAGAACGUACGACAUUGUACCCGCACCUAUCGCGUUUAUUGUAUGAAUGCAUAGGUAUUAAACGGGAAGUGAUUCGGCGUGCGGGGGAUAUGAUGAGCCCGGAAACCGAUUCGGAUGCGUCCGUUGUCGGAAGAGGACACCGACUUAGAGGGGGGGGGAGGGAAAUCCAACACGUCCUAACCGACUGUUCGCUAACGGCCGAGAAAGUUUGGCAAAAUAAAAAGUCGAUUGUCCGAGUGGGCUUUCAAGAACAUCUUCUCGACUGUAAAUCGUAUUGUUUGAAGCUCGCCGGAAACGCCGUCUUCGUCGACACUGUAAACGGAAUGGCGGCGAGUAAUUGAAAAUAAUUUAAACGCUGUUCGAAACGCUGAACGACAUUAUUAAAUUCGUGUCGUAUAGUGUCGAAAUAAUUUCGGCAAAUUUGACCGUUGACGACGCGUUCCUCCCUAGUAAACUUGCUCCGAUUUUUACGCGUAGCAACUUUUCUGAAAGCUCAAGUUGUCUAUACGGUACUUUAAAGAGGACGUUUUCGAAUAAAAGCACCGAAAUGGGAAAAUACGUUGGAAAACGUACAAGGUCACGAUUUCGUUAUUUUAUAAAAACACGGACGACGUUUUCUACCAGAAAACAUGAUUUAAUCGAAAAAUCACAAGAUACCUUUUUUGUUGCCUUUUCGUUUUACUAUCUUACGGUAUCAUCGCCAAAACUUUUGAGCCACUACUGAGCUUUUAAGGAAUUUUAAUUGUUGGGAGUUUUUUUGCUGUAAUUCGGUUAUAAAUACACGUAGAGACUUGAAACUCGGUAACAAUACUUAUAUUGGACUUAAAUAGACGUGGUGAAAUUUCCAAAAUCAUCGAAAGACUUUUUUUUUUUCUAAUAAACGUUUUUAAAUCAUAUUUAAACGAAAAUCGCAAAAAAAAAAAAAAAAAUACGGCACUCCAAAUUAUGCAUUUACCGACUGCGCUCGGAAUCGUCUUUCGUCAAGCAAUGGUUUAUCGUUUCUCAUACAAACGAAAUAACCUUAUGUAUCCUACCUUCCCAACUUCUGACCUACAACAGCGGCCGCUCCCAUCACAGGUAUUUUUUUAUUUUUUUUUUUUUUUAUCGGGACGAGACAGGACGGGAUUCUCGUUGGGAAUAAGAAGACGUCGGGUUAGGUUAGGUUUGUGGUUAGGCCGGUACCAAGCGCAACGAGAUUCUCGCGGCAUGUAGCUUAUGGUGGCUGGUUUUUCGAGCGGCCGUCCGACGGUAACGGCGGGGUAUCGCGUCCCCAGAAACGGUUUCCCGACGGCCGCGGUGGGUACGUCCGGGUGUAAUAUUUAACACGGCGCGGUAAUUUGAAAAAAAAAAAAAACAUAAAAGACCAAAACGAAACUCGCAAAAACCCGGUACGCCGCACUUUUGAUCGGGUCCGCGCGGAAUAAUAAAUCGAAAUUUCGUCGUUACGGCGCGCGUACGCACGCCCACACGGGUACGUUGCAAUAGCCGUACGGGUACAGCCGCGCGCGUGUAACGUCGCGGCGCCGACACGAACGCAAUUAUCGGAUCCGCAAUGGAUACGAUAAUGUUAACAAGUCGUUUCCGGCAACCGAGAGUUAUAAGGUCGCGGCGAGAUAAUUUGCUCGCGCGAAACUACACGUUUCGCUGUUGCAAAUCCGAAACGUCACGGAACGUAAUGUUUGUCGUGCGUGUGCGCGCACGUGACAGAAAACGGGAUUUUGUUCAGGUGUUGUUGGACGCACGGCGCGUUAUUAUAUCGGCGAGGUGAACGGGAGACGUUUCCAAAGCCGAAAGGGACUGUCCCGGACCGUUUCCGCGUCGGUCGGUGGACGCGUCAAAACUAUAGCCGCUCACUCCCGAAUCGUUUUUCCACUGACGGCCAACCGCACGUAAUAACCGAUUUAGCUUGACGGCGAUUUUUUUUUUCUCCUUUUUUUUAGGGUUAUAGAACCGAUGUUCCGAAGCCCGGGGCUCCGACAGCGCGUAUCUCUCGACGUUUAGAGCCGACAAUAUGAGUUUAUCGCCGGUAAACCGAACGGUUUCCGAUUGCGCAAUAGUUAUUUGUCGUGGUCGUGCCGGAAAUGAAAACGCGACUUACGUCGAAAACCCUGUGCCGACAAAACGUAUCACGAAUUCGCGACCAAUACGAGUCUCGACAAUCGGUGGUCGAGUUGAGGUGUCAGCUUUCUACAAUACCGUUCUGGUUAAACUAUGCCGAAACUGCGAUACGCGCUGUCGCGGUAUGAGCGACGGUUUGUUAUUAACGUUGUUGGCGAUACAUUCGAAGCGAAAUCGUCGUUUCCAUGUAAUACCUAUGCGUAUUUAUAGUAUCGUACCCGAUGGCGUGGCCGAGAUUUGAAUUUUUGUUUUUUUUUUUUUGUGGGGGGGAGGAGAGGCGUUUUUAUUUGCGUUCAGAUGUAAUUUCAUAGCUUGUUAUCGCACGAGUGUGGCAUUAUAACACACGCGCAUAACAUAUUAUACUGAAACAAUUAUCUAUGCGCUACACAUCUUAUAGAAAUCCGAUGCGCAACUGUGUAUAGUGAAAAUUAUAACUAUCGGCGUAAACAUGGCCAAGAGGGGGCGAUGGUGUUUUAACGCCUAAACUUCCCCCCUUCCACCCUCUCGAUACGCCACUGCAGAUUAUACUCAUUGACUGUGUUGCCCGUAUACCCUAUUUGAUAUACGAAUAAUACGGUUUUUUUUUUUUUUUUACAGCCAGCUUGGGAGUUAUAUCGAAUCCCUUAGGAGCACUCAUGUCGGGAUUUUUUAUGCAGAUCUUGGGAAGAAAAACCACGGUUCAGCUGACGGCCAUACCGUUUUUGAUCGGCUGGACGAUGAUCGGAUUGUCUACAGACCUGACGAAUCUGUGUCUAGGACGAUUCGUGUCGGGCGUCGCGGUCGGUAAGCAAAACACAAACAAAUAGAAUAUCAUUGACACAUUAUGUAUACGGCAGCGGAUCUUCGACAUUUUUUUCCGGGAGUAAGGGAUCCGGAAUAAUAACGUAUAUCCCAUCGAUUAUUCCGAACAGCAUAUUUCAGUAUAUUUCAAACGGAUAAAAUCCGCGUCGGGGGACGGGUUGUCCAAACUACCAAUAAAUCCGACACCGGGUGUAUACAUAUACUGGCCUAUUUAAACGUCAAACCGGUAGAAAACCGUCAAGAAUACUCAAAUAUUGUUAAUACACAAGUAUUGCGUUUAUUUAAUGGGCACGCGCGCAUUUAGCGUAUUUAUAUUAUAAUAUCAUAUAGUUUGGUAGAAAAACGAUAUUAUAAUAUCAUUGCGAGAAUUAGAAGUUUUUAUUCCGGUUGUAAUACGUUCGGAAAACUACGAAAAAUGUGAUUUUUGUUAUAUUUUUUUAUUAUUAUUAUUAUUAUUUUUUUUUUUUUAAUAAACCGACUAAACAUCGGUUCUCUAAACGAACGCGUUCGAUUGUAUUUUCGCAGGCAUGUCGUCGGCCUGUUACGUUUACGUGGCGGAAGUGAGCCUGGCCAAACACCGCGGAGUGUUGUCGGCGUUCGGGCCGAUUUGCGUGUCGAUCGGCGUGCUGAUCGUUUACUCGUUGGGCUCGGUCAUGCCGUGGCAAGUGGUGUCCAUGCUGUGCGCGCUCACGUCGUUCCUGAGCUUCCUGUCGGUGAACCUGACCCCGGAAUCGCCGUCGUGGCUCGCGUCCAAAGGCCGCAUAACGGACGCGGGCAAGUCGCUAAUGUGGCUGCGGCGCAGGCCGUCGCUGGCCGACAAGGAGCUCGCCGAGAUACUGAACACGCUGGGCACCGGCCCGGAGACCGGGUUCGCGCCCGAGCUCAAAGACUUCACGGCGCCCACCGUGUGGAAACCGUUCCUGAUUCUCUUGUGUUUUUUCAUACUGCAAGUGUCCAGCGGCAUUUACAUGAUACUGUACUACGCGGUCAACUUCUUCCAAGUGGCCGGUUCCACGCUAGACAACAACGUGGCGUCCAUAAUCGUCGCGCUGCUCAGGCUCAUAAUGAGCAUCACCGGUUCCAUAUUCAUACAGCACCUGAACCGCCGGACGAUGGCCAUGACGUCCGCGAUCCUGAUGUGCGUGUCGAUGGCCGCGUGCGGCACGUACGAGUUCGCGUACGGCGCGCUGAACGUCGCCGACCGGCCGUACAGCUGGGUGCCGUUGGUGUGCAUACUGUUUAACGUGAGCGUCAGCAUGCUGGGCAUGGUGCCGCUGCCGUGGAUGAUGAUGGGCGAGCUGUUCCCGCUCAAGGUCCGGGGCAUAAUGGGCGGCGUGGUCCCGUCGCUGGGCUAUUUUUUCAUAUUCGUCACGGUGAAAAUAUGCCCGUGCCUGAUGCAAAUGUUGAAGAUCAAUCAGAUCAUGUGGCUGUUCUCGGGCGCGGCCGGCCUGGCCGCGUGUUUCAUCGCGGCGUUCUUGCCGGAAACGCGGGGCAAGACCCUGUUGCAGAUCGAGGAGAUGUUCAGCACCGGAGCCCGGGGGGAGAAAACCAAGUGCGAGUACCCGGACAAGGGCUUCAAACGGAAAACGAUAACGGAGUCGCCCGUGUACACGAUCAGUUCGAAAUUGGACGUGUGCCACAAAUUAUGACGCGUCGCACGCACGCGGACGCGCGCGCAAAAGAGAAAAAAUUACAGAAAACAUAAUCAACGGGUUGCACACACACACACACACACAUUUCGUAUCCAUAUAUUAAUACACACACGAUAUGAUUACCUAUAUAUAUAUUUUUUUAUUUUUUUUUUUUUCACUUUGGCUGUGGAUAAAAACAAACUUACGAUAACAAUAAUAAUAAUAAUAAUAACAAUAACAAUAAUAACAAUAAUAAUUGUAAUCGAUCGUUUUGCGCGUGGCCGACGUUGGAAACGCCCUAUUAUUUGUUAAGGAUUUUUUUUUUUUUUUUGUUCAAUAACAUCGACAGUUUUCGAGCGUUUUCACUUUCCGGACGUGCCGCGUCGGGAUUUCGCGCCGAGGCCGGCGACGGCGCCUUUUCGACAACAGUCGAAACGAAUCCGCGACGUUAUCGCGAUAAUAUUUUCGCACGCACGGGACGCAGGAGGUGCCCGUUUCCGCCGACGGCGUCUGUCCGGACGGACAAAAACGACAACGCAGUGUUCGCGUGUUUCACCCGAGACGACGGUGUCCGCGUCCGGAGAGCGACAAUUCUUUUUGACAAUUUUCCGGAGUUGUUUUAUUUUUUUUUUCUCUCUCUCUCUUUUUCUAACAAUAUUCCCCGUCUCGCGUACCGAACGAUUAUUGUUGUUUCCCCGCCCCUCCUCACCCCCGUUCUUUAAACGGCCGCGCGGACGUGUCGUUUGUCCGAAACCGAACGCACCGGCUGGCAGCGGUGUCGCGGCCCCGCGGUAUUCGUCCGAAAAACACCGCGGCGCCGGAAAACCGGCCGCACGCGCGCCCCGCCCCGCCCCGCCCCGCCGACGGGGCCGCGGACCGUAAGUUCGCCGUCGACCGGCCAAGAAGAGAAAACAACGGCGGUUGCCGGUCGUCGGAACCGGACGAAACGGGAAACACGCGUUGCCCGUUGUCCCGCACGGGUUCUACCCGUCGCGCGUGCAACACAACGCGCGGCGCGCGUUCAGUCAUCUAUCGGUUUGUUUAUUCCACGCUGUAAUAUUGUCGCUUCGAUAUUGUUGCGCGUGCGACCGUACGGUAUCGCCUGUAAUUGUAAAUAAAACGAACUUGUGAUAUUAUUUUAUUGUCAGAUUAUUAUUGCGCAUUGUGUAAAAAUCUGAUGGCGUAUUGUUAGUACGCCGACUUUUUUUUUUUUUUUGUAUAUAAAAAAUUAUUUAUUAUUAAUUAUUUUUGUUUUUAUGUCACGUUGCAUUGUGCGAACAUACAUACAUAUUUAUUUAUACGUGAAACAAUAUAGAACGUCAAAUAUCCAGAAA